Messenger RNA from Aspergillus costaricaensis CBS 115574, 766 nucleotides. RefSeq names its product copper metallochaperone ATX1. The transcript has 2 exons. Gene Ontology annotation, biological process: copper ion transport. Bases 288 to 527 code for a protein of 79 amino acids. Gene Ontology annotation, molecular function: copper chaperone activity; metal ion binding. Gene Ontology annotation, cellular component: cytosol. The record is from RefSeq and is a predicted model, not a curated record. Lineage: Eukaryota; Fungi; Ascomycota; Eurotiomycetes; Eurotiales; Aspergillaceae.
CAUUCUCUUUCCAUCUCGUCGUCUAUAGACCUAGUGCUCCCAGGAACUCCUAAAUAAUCAUCGCUGUUCGCUGUGGCAGUUUACACGCCAGCAUAUUUUGUUGCCUCAACUCGAAACGCCCAUCGAUCGACGUUCCCCCGUCUGUCUCCACCCCUCCUCUCCUUGCUUUAGCCCCGCCAUCGUCAUCUCUAUCUUCUCUAUUUACUUAUUUGUUCAUCCACACACCACACUCCACUUAUCUGCUUCCUCUCUCUCUCUCUCAUAUACACACGCCGCCCCCCAACACCAUGUCCGACCACCAAUACAAGUUCAACGUCAGCAUGAGCUGCGGCGGUUGCUCCGGUGCCGUGGAACGAGUCCUGAAGAAGCUCGAGGGUGUCAAGUCCUUCGAUGUCAACCUGGAAUCCCAGACCGCAAACGUUGUCACCGAACCUUCUGUGCCCUACGAUACCGUGCUGGCUACGAUCAAGAAGACUGGAAAGACGGUCAACAGUGGAGAGGCUGAUGGCCAGACUAUGAGUGUCUAAAGAAAGAAAAGAAAAGGGAAAACGAAAAAAGAAAUAGCACAAUCAGAAGAAUCAUAUGGAUCCCGGGGUUGGCCUUGGGGAGGUGACGAAGCUUUCGUCCGAAGGGGGUCAGUGUUAUGCAUGCAUAUAUUGAAAUAAUAGGAAGAGGGGCUACUGCUUUGGGUAGUGUUGCGAGAUACCCUGAUACCCCUGACCUACUGCUGCUGUCUGCAUGGUUGUAUAUAGCGCAAUUAUUUGAC